Molecule: messenger RNA, 1677 nt
Organism: Penicillium vulpinum
Lineage: Eukaryota; Fungi; Ascomycota; Eurotiomycetes; Eurotiales; Aspergillaceae
Product: putative MFS quinate transporter
Exons: 4
Coding region: 1-1677 (558 amino acids)
Biological process (GO): carbohydrate transport; transmembrane transport
Cellular component (GO): membrane
Molecular function (GO): carbohydrate:proton symporter activity
Source: RefSeq, a predicted model, not a curated record
AUGGCAGGCGGAGCAAAGAAACCAGUUAAUAUCUUUCGCCUCAAAGACCUCGGCGAGCCUAAAGAGGUCUUUAACUGGCGAUUAUGGUUUGCGGUCAUCUCAUUUGGCCUGAUGGGCGCUGCCCGAGGUGUUGAUGAGGGUUUGAUCUCAGGCGCUUUCAACUCUAAAGACUUCCAGCAUUACAUCAACUACGACUCGUACAGCAAAGUGGAACAAACCAACAUCAAAGGAAAUGUUACUGCUAUGGUUCAGAUUGGAUCUGUUGGAGGUGCUCUUUUUGCCUUCUUAGUUUGUGAUCGCAUCGGCCGUAUCUGGGCAACUCGCCAACUUUGUGUUCUAUGGAUCAUCGGAAUCGCAAUUUUCAUGGGUAACAAUGGCAGCUUGGGUGCUGUUUAUGCUGGUCGCUUUAUUGCUGGACUUGGUGUGGGCCAGACAGUUGUCGUUGCGCCUGUAUAUCUUGCCGAAAUUGCACCCGCCUCUAUCCGUGGCCUCUGUACCUGUGUCUUCACAGGCUUUGUCUAUUUGGGUAUUGUACUUGCAUAUUUCGCCAACUAUGGCUGCGAACUUAAUCUUGGAGACAAAACCCACAAUCGAUGGCUCGUUCCCACGAGUCUGCACAUUAUCUUUGCUGGCCUAAUCUUCCUCCUCUCCUUCCUUCAAUACGAAUCGCCCCGAUACCUAAUCAAACGCGGCCAGCUCGACAAAGCCAUCUCCAAUCUCUCCAAAAUCCGCGGUCUAUCAACCGACGACGAAUAUGUUAUCCGCGAGAUAUCCCUCAUUCAGACGACACAUGAAGCUGAGAUGGAAGCCACAAUGGGGUCUGGCGCGAUUGGCGUUAUUAAGGAAACAUUCUUAGUCCCAUCGAACCUCUACCGAGUCUACCUCACAUUCAUGGCACAACUUCUAUCGCAGUGGUCCGGUGCCGGCAGUAUUACUGUCUACGCCCCAGAUUUGUUCAAGUUGCUCGGAGUUACAGGCAACAACGAGUCUCUGCUGGUCACUGCUGUAUUUGGAAUCGUCAAACUAGUUGCUGCAAUUCUGUGUGCUCUUUUCUUGGUCGAUGUGAUUGGACGCAAGCGAGCCCUUCUUCUUGGUAUCACUCUACAAGGGAUUGCUAUGAUCUACAUCGCCGGCUUCUUGACCUCUGUCCCCGACAUGGGCGUCGUUGAUGGUUACACGGUACCGGCUGACAAGAAGGGUGCUAGUGAGGGAGCUAUCGCAAUGAUCUACAUCUCUGGAUUUGGAUGGGCUCUGGGCUGGAAUUCGAUGCAGUACCUUCUGACUGCCGAGCUCUUCCCCCUGCGCAUCCGUGCUCUUUGCACGUCUAUGGCUAUGACUCUGCACUUUGCCAACCAAUAUGGUAAUGCGCGGGCAGUACCCAAUAUGCUUCUCCCUGUCGCAAAGGGUGGAAUUGACCCCAAGGGUACUUUCUGGUGCUUCGCCGCCAUUACCAUCAUCGGUGGUGUCUGGGUCUGGUUUAGUAUUCCCGAGACGGCAGGCCGCUCCCUCGAGAGUAUGGAUCGUCUCUUUGCUCUGCCGUGGUACAAGAUUGGCCGGUAUGGUAACCAGGAUGCUGAUGAGCGUGAUCAGAUUGUGGAUGAGAAGUUGGAAAUGACGGCGCAGUCGCAGGGAAUGUCUCAACAUGUUGAGAGGCAGGAUAGAGAGGGCAGGGUUUGA